GCAAAGGACAGUCAUUCUCUCAACCUACAGGCAGAGCAAACCCUGGGCCCUCACUCCACACCAGGAUUCCUGACAGGACCCAGAGCAUCAUUUCUUGGGACAAUGACCAUGUUUGAAAAUGUCACCAGGGCCUUGGCCAGACAGCUAAACCCUCGAGGGGACCUAACACCCCUGGACAGCCUCAUUGAUUUCAAGCGCUUCCACCCCUUCUGCCUGGUGCUGAGGAAAAGAAAGAGCACUCUGUUCUGGGGGGCCCGCUACGUCCACACCGACUACACCCUCCUGGAUGUGCUUGAGCCGGGCAACUCACCCUCAGAUCCAACAGACUCUGGGAACUUUGGCUUUAAGAAUAUGCUGGACGCCCGAGUAGAGGGAGAGGUGGAUGUGCCAAAGACAGUGAAGGUGAGGGGGACCGCAGGGCUCUCCCGAAACAGCACGCUGGAGGUCCAGACACUCAGUGUGGCUCCCAAGGUCCUGGAGUCCUUGCACGAGGAGAGGAAGCUGGCAGCAGAUCACCCGUUCCUGAAGGAGAUGCGAGAUCGAGAUGAGAACCUGUACGUGGUAAUGGAGGUGGUGGAGACAGUGCAGGAGGUCACUCUGGAGAGAGCUGGCAAGGCAGAGGGCUGCUUCUCCCUCCCAUUCUUUGCCCCACUGGGGCUACAGGGAUCUGUAAACCACAAGGAGGCUGUAACCAUACCCAAGGGCUGUGUCCUGGCCUUUCGAGUGAGACAGCUGAUGGUCAAUGGCAAAGAUGAAUGGGAUAUUCCCCACAUCUACAACGACAGCAUGCAAACCUUCCCUCCAGGAGAAAAGCCAGGAGAGGGGAAAUGCGCACUUAUCCAGGCAUCUGAUGUUGGGGAGGUACAUGAGGAUUUCAGGACACUAAAAGAAGAGGUUCAAAGAGAGACCCAAGAAGUGGAGAAGCUGAGUCGAGUGGGGCAAAGGUCCCUGCUCAGCUCCCUUAGCAAACUUCUAGGGAAGAAAAAAGAACUCCAAGACCUUGAGCUCGCACUUGAAGGGGCUCUAGAUAAGGGACAUAAAGUAACCCUGGAGGCACUCCCAAAAGAUGUCCUACUAUCAAAGGAGGCUACAGGUGCUGUCCUCUAUUUCCUUGGAGCCCUAACCGUGUUGAGUGAAGCCCAACAGAAGCUUUUGGUAAAAUCUAUGGAGAAAAAGAUCUUGCCAGUGCAACUAAAACUGGUGGAGAGCACGAUGGAACAGAAUUUCCUUCAGGAUAAAGAAGGCAUUUUCCCCCUGCAACCUGAGCUGCUCUCCUCCCUUGGGGAAGAGGAACUGACCCUCACGGAAGCUCUGGUGGGGCUGAGUGGCCUGGAAGUGCAGCGAUCAGGCCCCCAGUACACGUGGGACCCAGACACCCUCCCCCACCUCUGUGCCCUUUACGCUGGCCUCUCCCUCCUUCACCUGCUGACCAAGGCUUCCUAAUGAGACUUCUGUCUACUCCCUGCAUCCCUAAUGCCUGCCCAGCCUCACAGUGCUGUGUCCUUAAUACCCAAGGGCAUUUCAGAGCUACCAGGUCAAGGAUGACUGAAAUCCUAGCUGAUCACCCAUGAUAACCAAUUUCCACCUGCCCCACUUUGUAUCUCCCCAUGCCCUCUCCUUCCACAACCCACUAAGCUGGUCUGCCAAUACUUAAAUCCUGUGGAAACACAAGCACUCAACCUUUAAACUGUGAGCCAUUUCAGCACAACUGAAAAAAAAAAAAGAGACAGAUUAAUUCCCUAUUCUAAUCUCUCCUACUGUGCUUAUUAAAAAAAGAAAAAAGGAAAAAACAAAAACAAAACCAAGC
Sciurus carolinensis (gray squirrel) is the source of this 1807-nucleotide messenger RNA. It is a transcript of the gene Gsdma, whose product is annotated as gasdermin A. The record is from RefSeq and is a predicted model, not a curated record. Bases 103 to 1443 code for a protein of 446 amino acids. Lineage: Eukaryota; Metazoa; Chordata; Mammalia; Rodentia; Sciuridae. Gene Ontology annotation, biological process: defense response to bacterium; pyroptotic inflammatory response. Gene Ontology annotation, molecular function: phosphatidylserine binding; phosphatidylinositol-4-phosphate binding; phosphatidylinositol-4,5-bisphosphate binding. The transcript has 12 exons.